Messenger RNA from Epinephelus lanceolatus (giant grouper), 735 nucleotides. RefSeq names its product histone H2B 1/2. Gene Ontology annotation, molecular function: structural constituent of chromatin; DNA binding; protein heterodimerization activity. The record is from RefSeq and is a predicted model, not a curated record. Lineage: Eukaryota; Metazoa; Chordata; Actinopteri; Perciformes; Serranidae. Gene Ontology annotation, cellular component: nucleosome.
CGUACCGUCCUGAUCAUGCCUGAAACCACCGUGAAAGCGCCCAAGAAGGGCUCAAAGAAAGCCGUGUCUAAGAGCGUCAGCAAGAGCGGUAAGAAGAGGCGGAGGACCAGGAAGGAGAGCUACGCCAUCUACGUGUAUAAGGUGCUGAAGCAGGUCCACCCCGACACCGGCAUCUCGUCCAAGGCUAUGGGCAUCAUGAACUCGUUUGUGAGCGACAUCUUUGAGCGCAUCGCCGGUGAGGCCUCCCGUCUGGCUCACUACAACAAGCGCUCCACCAUCACUUCCAGGGAGAUCCAUACCGCCGUCCGCCUGCUGCUGCCCGGUGAGCUGGCCAAGCACGCCGUGUCUGAGGGCACCAAGGCCGUCACCAAGUACACCAGCUCCAAGUAAACAGCGUUUUUGCUUCUGAGACUAAACCAACGGCUCUUUUAAGAGCCACCCACUUUAUCUGAAGAUAUUCCAUAAAUGAAUACUAUAAGCUAUGUUAUUGACUAGACGUUUGCGACCAAAACAAUAUUCAAAAACCACAGAAAAAUGAGGUAUAACAUAAGCAGCAGGUUUUUUUUUCCAUAUUUAUCAAUUCUGUGUAUUGUUAUUGACCUCAAUAUGUACGAUAUUUAAUUACUACUGAUUUUAUUUCAUGUUCUAUUCUGCACUUCUGUUAGAAGUCUUUUGUCUUUCUGCCUGUCAUCUAUGCAACAUCAAUAAAGUAAAGACUAAAAAAAAAAAAAAAAA